Molecule: messenger RNA, 1952 nt
Organism: Macrobrachium nipponense
Lineage: Eukaryota; Metazoa; Arthropoda; Malacostraca; Decapoda; Palaemonidae
Source: RefSeq, a predicted model, not a curated record
AUGGCGUUCAUCACGAUCGUGAAGGCCAUUGUGGCGCGGGCCCUUUUCGCCAUCCACGCCUUCAUCGCCGUCUGGAAACUGGUUGACCUGAAGCAGGGUACUGCAGCAACUGUAAUCUACAAAUUUUUACAGAAACUAGAUUUGGAGCUUCCUAUAGAACAGUGGGUGAGGGUUCUCGAACAGGUCCUGUUAGUAAUGCUUCUCAUAGGACGAUGGCUCCUUCCCAAAGGAGAACUGACUCGAGAGCAGCUGUCUCAGCUGUUAUUGGCUUACAUGGCCAUGGCAGCUGACAUCAUCGAAUUAUUCGAGUGUUUCAAAGAGGAUACCGUCACAAACACCAUCGAGUUGAUUUACGCUGUGUUAGGUAUUUGGUCCUGGUCCUUACUCCAAUUCACGCUGGUCCUGAGCGCAACUCACGCCCCUAAGCCGAGACCCUCCAUCAACUACCCUCCUCCGGAGAUGUUCAAGCUCGAGGACGGCCUCAACACGAGCACAGACAGCGACGGGAACACGAAAGAGCAGUCUUGUUCGUACAGCCUCAAACUCUACCUCAAUAUGGAUAUUAUAGCUAUAUUGACGACCGUUUUCAUGCAGGAUGGUCCUUUCUUUCUUCUCAGAAUGACCCUCAUCUUCCGGUACAAGGUAGUGAGUUACCUCAACAUAUUCUUCACGUGCAAAAACACCUUGGUGUCUCUCCAGCUCUAUCGGCUCUUCGUCUUGUGUUCCAAGAGACGCCAGCUCGUCAGUGCCAAGAGGCUCGACUGUAUCCCCUGCUUACAGCCUCCGUCAAGGUCAUCUUCGAGGUCAAGCUCCGUCUCGGAAUUCAAGGUCAAACCUGAGACGGGUGAGAUCAUCCUUAAGAAGAAAGGAGAAGGAAAGGUAAAAGAAGAAGAGAAGGUGGAGAGAGAAGUGAUGGAGGAGGAGGAGGAAGAGGAGGAGAUAGAAGACACGGCAGACAUCGAAGAGACUCUGAUACAACUCAUCGACCAGAUUGGCGGCGAGAAAAUCAUCCAGGAACUCGAGCAAAUGAUAUCCGUAACUCCCGACGGCGAAAGCGAAAGGGAUGACGACGAGGCCGCCGUCGUCGAUGCCGUGCCGCAGCAGGAGGACCCACGUCUCAAGCAAGGCUCCAGAACGGUCGUGGAGGUCCACCCGGGACCGGUCCCGAACGGUGGUCUACCCGCUUCCAGGAUCGUCUCCUCACGCGCGGACGCCAAACAUCACCACAAGCAAGACGACAACCACUCGCCGCCCGAUUCUGGAUUCCAGAACUACAGCAGCAGCACCGACGCCGUCAGCAACAGCGGCAAGAGGCCCCUCAGGCGUCAGUUCGAAGUCUCAGAGCGGACCAGCGACUUCGUCAGAGACGCCCGCCGCAGGCACAACGACUUUGACAACGGGAGCGACUGCGCUAGCCUGAGCGACUUCGACGGGCCACAUCCCUCCUACCACUACGGUCGGCCCCACGACCCUCAGGGCGUGGACGGAUCGUCGACCAGCCUCGUGGAUCGCUACGCCGACGGCAAGAGGCACGGCUGGGGCGUCAUUCGGGACAGGUACCUGCCCCAGAAGGACUGGAGGGGGUCGUCCGUGCCCACUUCUCUGCACAGGGACCCUUGGAGCAAAGUCUUGGCGCCGGUGAUGGGUAUGGGUAGAAGCGCCGCUACGCCCGCUGCUAAGUACUUCGGGCCUGAGACUCAGCGGAGCCUCUGGCGGGAAAAGCAGGCCAGUAACUCCGUGUACAGAGGAUCGGUGACUAACCUGGUAGCACAAGGGUUCAGAGAGGACCUGGAGACCAGCAGACUGAGGCGCACUCAUAGUGUCGGCAUGAUGCUGAAUCUGCAGAACGCUGGAAAUAACUUCUCUUGCAUAUCGGAAUCCGAUGCUGACACUAUGGAAACGGUCGUCUGAAUGUCGAAAUUAUUAUUAUUAUUAUUAUUAUUAUUAUUAUU